Messenger RNA from Pleuronectes platessa (European plaice), 3574 nucleotides. It is a transcript of the gene os9, whose product is annotated as OS9 endoplasmic reticulum lectin. Gene Ontology annotation, cellular component: endoplasmic reticulum lumen. Lineage: Eukaryota; Metazoa; Chordata; Actinopteri; Pleuronectiformes; Pleuronectidae. Gene Ontology annotation, biological process: endoplasmic reticulum unfolded protein response; retrograde protein transport, ER to cytosol. The record is from RefSeq and is a predicted model, not a curated record. Bases 49 to 2046 code for a protein of 665 amino acids. The transcript has 15 exons.
UGCUGUCAGACUCGCAGUGGGGGGAGUGAGAGAUCAGAGUCGCUCAUCAUGGCCGCCUCCUUAGUGCGCUGGCUCAAGACACUGUACGUUUUCCUGUUGGUAUGUCCCCUGUGUGUCCCCGCAUUCUUGAACCUGGAGGAACUGAACGAGAUGAAGUAUGGGAUCCAAAUCCUGACCGACCCCGUCAUCCUGGGGCAGACCAACACAGAGGAGGUUAUGAUGGUGUCCAGUAAGUACAAGCAGCUGUACGAGUGUCGACUCCCAGCCCAAGCCGUCAGGUUUCACCAGGAUCCUGCUUCCGAGGCGGACUCACAGGGGUACACCGGACCAGACAUCCCAGACCUGCUCACUCCAAUGCACAGUGCCCCCUGUAUAGUGAAGACGAAGGACUGGUGGACGUACGAGUUCUGUCAUGGUCAGCACAUCAGACAGUACCACCUGGAAGACACAGAAAUCAAAGGGGAUGUACUGUUUCUCGGUUAUUAUGAGUCUGAAUUUGAUUGGAACAAUGAAACAGCAAAGGCCUCCAAACAGCACAGGCUAAAGCGCUACCACAGUCAGACCUAUGUAAACGGCUCAAAGUGUGACCUGAAUGGAACUCCCAGAGAGACUGAAGUCCGGUUUGUAUGUGAAGAAGGCUCAGGGGACUACGUUGCCCGAGUGGAUGAGCCUCAGUCGUGCCGCUAUGUGCUGACAAUUCACACCAGUCGCACCUGCCAGCAUCCUUUCCUGCGGCCACCAUCCACUGCCAAGCCUCAGGGUAUCGUGUGCCAGCCAGCACUAAGUGCACAACAGUACAUGGAUUACGUCAAGGCCCAAGUCUCGGACACAAAACGCAAAGUAGAGCAGAUCUCAGAGGAGCUGAGGAGUCUUGAUGAGAUGUUGGCUGCUAAUGAAGGGGCAGAUGGGGCCGUGGAAGUAACCGCUGAAGAUUCAUUAACUGUAUCCAGUGAUGAUUCAGAGCCCUCAGAUGGAAAAGACUCUGCUGAUGUAGCUGAGGACGUCGGGUCAGAGGAGGCAGAGGACUCUGAAUUCUGGGAGGGAGUGACAGAAACAACUGCUUCUCAACAGGAGAGUCAGACUGCAGAUGAUGACUAUAACUCACUUACAGACAAUGAAGUUAUUGAUGACGUUGAUGAAGUAGAAAAGUUCAACUUUAAAAUCAUCACUGACCCGGCAGACCUGAUGAAGUUUGUCCAGCACCUCAAAGAGAGUAACAGGAAAAAAGAUCAAAACCAAGCCAGAAGUCGAGGAGAAAAACCAGCAUUAGACAGGGUGACGGAGAAGCUCGGCCAGGAAGAGAAAGAUGAAGACGAACGCCUGCUGCAGGAUUUCGAGGAUAAGAUAGCUGACCUCUCUGUGCCGUCCGAUAAGAUUGAAGAAAUAAAGGAGGAAAUGCAGAAGGAGUUUGACAACAUCAUAAAUGAGGCCCAGCAGGAAUUGGAGACUGAGGGUCUGAAAGGAGAGUUUGAUCGCACACAAGCAACGCAAACACUAGAGACGACGUUAGACAAGCUCCUUGACCAUUUGGAGGAGAAAGACAUCCAGGACCAAGAGCAACAAAUGGCAGGAGUUCAAAGUACCAGUGAUCCGACCAGGGGCAGCCCUAGCCUGGCUCCAAAACAGCCAGACCAAGCGGCUGACGACCAUGUUAAGAUCAAAAUUACUAAGUAUAAGACGGGCAGCAGCCCUGAUGGGGAGGUCAAAGUUCAGGAGAUGGGCGAAGGAGACCCCCAGUGGCAGCACAUAAAGGACGUGGUUAAAGAGCAGCUAGAGAAAGCAGGACUGAAGGCCGAAGGUAAAAUUGAGGUGAAGAUCUUGACACGAAAGAAUGCAGAGGAGGCAGGUGAUCAGUGGUUGACUGAAGAAGAUACAAAGUCCUUCAGGGAGCUCCUCAUAAACCUCUUGACUGGAGGCACAGAAGAGGUUUACAAGGAGCAAAAGAGGCAGCAGGAGUUAGAAAACAACUAUAGGUUUGUUUGGGGAGAGUCCCAGGAGGAGUCCCAAUCAUCAAGCACCUCUGACUCAGACGAUGUGGACAUCUGAGCUCGUUCAGGACAUUAUGUGGAUCUUCUGUGAAUGUGAACUCCCGUUAAGACCAGGGGGAAGAAAGGACUCUGAAGUGCGGCAGCAAAUUUAAAAAAAAGAGCUGACAUGAUCAAAUCAUUGCUAUGAAAUUUGGCAGAUAAUCAACUCACCUGUUUGCACAUUCAGAAAAUCUCUGGGUUUUGAAAGAGACAAUAUGUGUCUUUAGUAGGAACCAUUUAUAUGUUGCACAAUGAAACAGCAACGUGUCAGCUGUCCCUGUGCAGCCAAAUGCAGUUCUGCAUUUUCCCCUUUUCGAUGGGAUUCAGUUUUGAUAGAUGGCUCAAAAAAAGCCUUGUGAAAUACAACAUGUACCUUUUUUGAGAUAUGUCAGUGAGUUCUACUGAAUAUUUGAAGUUCUAGUUUCUGUCUGACCUGAUACAGCUGAUGGAGGUUGUUGGUGUAUGCCUCAUCAAACUGGAUGAGUCAUUUCACGGAAGGAUUAUACGUGAAAAAAGGGACAAACACUAAAGGGUUCAUUUUUCAGUUCCUGCUUGUCUUUGAAACUUUCUGACACACUGUGUUUGGUGGUAAUGUUACCAACAAACAGAACUGUAGAUUAAAUACGUGUUUGUAAAUAUGCUGUGGCACUUUAUAUUUUUUAGAAACACCAAAUUUAAGCAUUGUUUGAUUAAUUUUUGGUUUUUCCCUCGGGGUGUUGUGUGUGAUUAAAGGGAUUCAAAUGAAAAACUCUUAAAAGGGGUGUCAGGAAGAGAAAUCUUUUUUGUGAGUACCUUGUUAUUCUUUUGACAAAUACUUGCCUUUAUUUUAUUCAAUUAUAUUUAAUUUAGCAAAGAAAAUUGAAGAAAGCUAGACUGUCAAUCACAUUCAGUCUAUGUAAAUAAUUAAUCCAUGCAGCGCUUUUCUAAGGAUCCAUCAGAGGUUGGCUUCAAAGGGCUGAAUUUGUACAGUUCGAGGAUAAUUAUGGCUACAUUGAAACAAAACCUGUGCGUUGUCAUUGCGUGAAUGUGGCUUUGAAUUGAUUUGUUGUAUAUCAGCAAAAAUUAGGAGGCACUUGAGUGUCCGGAGUUAAUAUGUAAACGUUUGUUAGGUCGCAAUCUCCUAACUUAAUUUCACUGCAGGACUGAGUCAUAUACAAACAGUUUCAGGCACCUGACUGAGACAUUUGUUCCUAAUGUAUUCAUUAGUGUCAAGAUGGUGCAUGAGUAAGCAGAACAACAUAUUUAUUCACUUGAAUUCGUCAGACAAAACUUAACAUUGUGCCAAAGUUUAGUGGCAAAUAUGAUCUGGUGGAGACUAGUGAGUUAUCCAGCAAACACCUUAUUUUCUUAACAAUGAUAUCUAACACCAGAGGCAGAAAAGAAGAUCUAUUGAAAUAUUCUUGAAUAGGGCUGUUUUACUAUAUUUUUUAAAUACCAUGAUUUUCUUCAUUAUCUGACUAAAGUCCACUUGAGCUGCCUUGUAAAUACAUUGGGCAAUCUUUGUUUUUUAUUAAAUAAAGAAUACCACUGGGGUCCUCUGUACAUCA